UACAAUUAAUCGUCAAAUCUGGAGAAAUACAGUCACCGAAUGGAGAAACAGUCGAAAUGCAGGGAUUGUGGGAAGGGGUUCAGUUACUUGCCUGAGGUGGAAACACAUCAAUGCAGUCACGCUGCACAGAAACGCUGCAAAUGUGGGGACUGUGGGAAGGGAUUCAGUUACCCAUCCCAGUUGGAAAUCCACCGACGCAGUCACACUGGGGAGAGACCUUUCACCUGCACAUUGUGCAGGAAGGGAUUCAGAGAGUUAUCCAAACUCCACAUCCACAUGCGCGUUCACACCGGGGAGAGGCCAUUCCCCUGCUCGGUGUGUGGAAAGCAGUUUACACAGUCGUCCAGCCUGCUGACGCACCAGCGUGUUCACACUGAUAAGAAACCUUUUAAAUGUUCGGAGUGUGAGAAGAGUUUUAAAAGCAGAAGUGAGGUGCUGACACACCACCGCACGCACACUGGGGAGAGGCCAUUCACCUGUUUAGAGUGUGGAAAGGGAUUCACUCAGUCAUCCACCUUGCGCAAACACCAGAAAGUUCAUAAUAGGGAGAGGCCGUUUGUCUGCUCUGUGUGUGGGAAGGGAUUCACUCAGUCGUCAAGUUUGGUGGAGCACCAGAGAGUUCACACAGGGGAGAGGCCUUUCAUCUGCUCUGUGUGUGGAAAGGGGUUCACUCAUUCAUUCAACUUGCUGAGACACCAGCGCAUUCACACUGGUGAGAGGCCAUUCACUUGCUCUGUGUGUGGGAAGGGAUUCACUCGUUCAUCCAACUUUGAGACUCACCAGCGAGUUCACAAUAACUGACUUUAAGGAUUGGAUUCUGCUUCUCACGCUGUUGUUAAUUACAAACAGGACUGAAUCAUGUUCACUCAGACAGUUGGAGUUUGUUUUUUUUUUGCUGCUAUCUGGAGCCUUACAAUUGAACUAGUGUUUAAUAUCAGAAUGUUAGUACAUAUAAUUUAUUUUGAACACUUUCUUUUGUCACUUCAGUUUUGUCCUCGCAUUAGACGCAAGCAUUCCAACAAUAAUAAAUAACCCAGAAAAAGCAAGGAAAUAAAUUAAUAACCAUCAGUAGGGAGAAAAAUACGAGGCAAACUAAUGGGGCGAAAUGCAGACAAGUUUCCUGGACUUGAUGGAACAUCUAGGAUAUUAAAAGUAAUAGCUACGGAGAG
Messenger RNA from Chiloscyllium plagiosum (whitespotted bambooshark), 1169 nucleotides. RefSeq lists its product as uncharacterized. Gene Ontology annotation, biological process: regulation of transcription by RNA polymerase II. Lineage: Eukaryota; Metazoa; Chordata; Chondrichthyes; Orectolobiformes; Hemiscylliidae. The record is from RefSeq and is a predicted model, not a curated record. Gene Ontology annotation, molecular function: DNA-binding transcription factor activity, RNA polymerase II-specific; RNA polymerase II cis-regulatory region sequence-specific DNA binding.